Molecule: messenger RNA, 824 nt
Organism: Dreissena polymorpha
Lineage: Eukaryota; Metazoa; Mollusca; Bivalvia; Myida; Dreissenidae
Product: transmembrane prolyl 4-hydroxylase-like
Exons: 5
Coding region: 1-552 (183 amino acids)
Biological process (GO): peptidyl-proline hydroxylation to 4-hydroxy-L-proline
Cellular component (GO): endoplasmic reticulum
Molecular function (GO): procollagen-proline 4-dioxygenase activity
Source: RefSeq, a predicted model, not a curated record
AUGUCUGACUCUGCUGAUAAAAUUGUGACAUUCAAGGAUGCCGCAGUGGUGAGUUACGUCCCAGGUGGCCACUAUCACGCCCAUCUGGACUCCAAUGAUCGCUACGAUCGACCAUGUUGCUUCCAGGAGCGUUGCGAAGGCAAGGCGCUAACACCACAAUGGGCUGGUUGCUGCAGACUUUGCAGGUACAUAACCGUCCUGUAUUAUCUUAAUGACGUUGAAGAGGGCGGGGAAACAGCCUUCCCCCUUGCGGAUGCGAGCGACACUACACUGGUGGAGAAAUUUGAAAACUUGGAGGAACAGGAAUGGCACAAUCUGAGUUAUUAUUGCCACAACUCGAGUCUGGUGAUCAAACCCGUCCGUGGAACAGCCAUCAUGUGGUACAGCCACUUCAAAGACGAACAGACUGGUUACCUUGGAAAAGCGGACCAACGCUCGCAGCACGGGGGAUGUGAUCUUAUAAAGGGAAGCAAAUGGAUCGCAAACAACUGGAUUUCCUCGCCAUCUUAUGAGGACAGAUUCAAACCGAGCCUCUAUUAUACUGAAUCAUAAACAUGAAAACUGUCAAGAAGAACUAAUCAUAAUAUUGCAUUAGCGUCUAUACAUACGCAGAUACAAGACAUAAUCAAUAUUUUCUUGUUUUUAUAAAUUGUUGUGCGCGCCUCAAGAAGAUGGUACUACAUUCUUUCUCAAUAUCAUUUUGCCAGAAAUUGUAAAAUGCGUAUGUUUUUCGAAACAUAGAAAGGAUACUAUAAUGGUUCAGUUUAUAUCUUUAACAUGAUAAGCGCAUAGUAUUAUAUCAGACUCUUGAAACCAAUAACGGU